Messenger RNA from Budorcas taxicolor (takin), 2306 nucleotides. RefSeq names its product chromosome 11 C6orf89 homolog (gene C11H6orf89). The transcript is spliced from 9 exons. Bases 173 to 1219 code for a protein of 348 amino acids. Gene Ontology annotation, cellular component: Golgi membrane; nucleolus. The record is from RefSeq and is a predicted model, not a curated record. NCBI's taxonomy places the organism in Eukaryota, Metazoa, Chordata, Mammalia, Artiodactyla, Bovidae.
GCCUGCCAAGUGUGAAGUGCUCCCAUGCCGUGACUUUGUGUUGUCUGAAAUCCUUGCUCAGCCAGGAACGAGGCCUAUCAUUAAUUACCUGUAGCAGAUCUCCUGUGAUUGGUUUCAGAAAUCAUUUGGGAGACUUCCCAGGUGGUCCAGUAGAGACUCUGCAUUGGAAGACAUGGAUCUUGCCGCUAAUGAGCUCAGCAUUUUUGACAAACUCUCAGAGACUGUUGAUUUGGUAAGACAGACGGGCCAUCAGUGUGGCAUGUCAGAGAAGGCAAUUGAAAAAUUUAUCAGACAGCUGCUGGAGAAGAAUGAACCUCAGAGGGGGCCACCCCAGUAUCCCCUCCUUCUAGCUGUGUACAAGGUCUUCAUAACCUUGGGAUUAAUCUUGCUCACUGCCUACUUUGUGAUUCAACCUUUCAGCCCAUUAGCACCUGAACCAGUGCUUUCCGGAGCUUACACCUGGCGUUCCCUCAUCCAUCACAUCCGGCUGAUGUCUUUGCCCAUUACCAAGAAGUAUAUGCCAGAAACUAAGGGAGCUCCUCUGCAUAGGGGCAAUGAAGACAGACCCUUUCCAGACUUUGACCCCUGGUGGACAAAUGACUGUGAGCAGAAUGAGUCGGACCCCAUCCCUGCCAACUGCACUGGCUGUGCCCAGAAAUUACCCCUCCAGGUGAUGCUCCUGGAAGACACCCCAAGGAAAUUUGAGAGACUGCAUCCUCUAGUGAUCAAGACGGGACAGUCCCUGUCGACUGAGGGGCUUCAGGAUUUUUUGUGCCAGUAUCCGGAGGUGACAGAAGGCUUCACCGAAGGGUUUUUCACCAAGUGGUGGCGCUGCUUUCCUGGACGGUGGUUCCCAUUUCCGUAUCCAUGGAGAAGACCGCUGAACAGAUCACACAUUUUACAUGAGCUUUUCCCUGUUUUCACGUAUCUGCCGUUUCCAAAAGAAGCCUCCUUGAAAAAAUGCUUCCUUCUUCAACCAGAACCUAUUGUGGGGAGUAAGACGCACAGGAUGCAUGACCUGUUCACCAUCGGCAGCGGGGAGGCCAUGCUGCAGCUCCUCCCGCCCUUCCAGUGCCGCAGCCACUGCCAGUCCGUGGCGAUGCCGCUGGAGCCAGGCGACAUCGGCUACGCUGGUGCCACCCACUGGAAGGUCUACAUUAUGGCCAGAGGGAUCCAGCCUUUGGUCGUCUGCGAUGGAACCACCCUGUCAGAGCUAUAGGACACAGAUCUAAAGGAACGGCUUUGAGAGUUGAAGACCAGAUCGAAACGGGGAGAAUAAAAACAAAAAACGAUGAAACCACUUUCCAGGGGUUGGUUACUUAGUCACCUGCCCCGUGCAUGCGUGUGUGAGCCAGUUGUGUGCUGGAGGCAAAGGCCAGAGCCUGGGCCUCCCAACUCUUCCAGCCCAGCCGCUUGGCCAGGACUCCACCACCAAUACCCGUCUAUGAGAGACGGGCCUCUGCCCAGCCCCUUGGCACCAAAGCCUUGAGGCUGCCUUCAGGCAGGGAGCAGGGUUGGUACCCUCCCUCACUUGCAUGCCAUGAUCUCCUGCUGGCUCCUGGCCACGAGAGGGCAGUCAGCAGGUCCUGACUUCAGCGCCAUCCUCUGCCAGGUGGGCCUGCCUGUCCCAUCUCCCUGGUAAAACCACCCUGUACAUCUUUUGGAAAGCCACGGAUGGUUAAAGAAGUCAUGGCAGUUUCCCAAGCACAGUGGAAUCUCGAACCAGUGAAAAGGAUCAAAUAACCUCAAGCUGCACUCGAGAAGUGCACUUCUUUCCCAAGUGCGCAUGGCUCUCGGAGUCUCCGAUGCCAGGUCAGAGCCUGACUGUAAUUGAAGCGGUAAUUCCUAAGGUAAUGCCUUCCUCCAUUCGGUCAGGUUCUCAGUCUCCCCCUCCCUCCCCUGCUCUCUCGCCUGUCUGGCCGGCUUCUCAGCAGUUGAGCUCCCCACACCCCUCCCUUGGCCCAGCCAGAGCCCUUUACUGCUGAGGCAGCACUGCUCUCAUCAGCCGUGUUGCUUUUACCAAAUGUCUUCAGAGGGGGGUGAGUUAAGAGUGCUGGCCUGGGGAGAGGGCGCCUCCCCGGGUUUGAUCUUUAGGUCCCGACUUUCUGCAGAGAAGAUGUUUUACAGAUGUGUCAAAGUGAUGUUGUCAUGUGGCUAGGGAAGGAACUCCAGACUCAAAGUGCUGGUCAGCUGGGCGUGCGACUGUGUGACUGUCUUGAAAUGAUUUCUCUCUCUCUGUACUGGGAACCAAGGUGAGGUGUUUUUAAUUCUUAUGAAAAUACAAAACCGUGUUCCUUUUGAUUGGA